This is a messenger RNA of Saimiri boliviensis boliviensis (Bolivian squirrel monkey), 1887 nucleotides long. It is a transcript of the gene UNG, whose product is annotated as uracil DNA glycosylase. Gene Ontology annotation, cellular component: mitochondrion; nucleus. The record is from RefSeq and is a predicted model, not a curated record. Gene Ontology annotation, biological process: base-excision repair, AP site formation via deaminated base removal; base-excision repair. Gene Ontology annotation, molecular function: uracil DNA N-glycosylase activity. NCBI's taxonomy places the organism in Eukaryota, Metazoa, Chordata, Mammalia, Primates, Cebidae.
GGGCCGCUUGGCGCCAAUUGCUGACCGCCACAGCCAGGACCAGCUUCGCGGGUUCCCCGGCGGCGCGCAUUCGCUGCCUCCUCGGCUCCGGGAUGAUCGGCCAGAAGACGCUCUACUCCUUCUUCUCCCCCAGCCCCGCCAGGAAGCGACGCGCCCCCAGCCCCGAGCCGGCUGACCUGGGGACUGGCGUGGUGGCCGUGGCUGAAGAGAGCGGAGAUGCGGCGGCCAGCCCCGCCAAGAAGGCCCGGGCCGAGCAGGAUGAGCCCGGGACGCCACCCUCCUCGCCGCUGAGUGCGGAGCAGUUGGACCGGAUCCAGAGAAACAAGGCCGCGGCCCUCCUCAGACUCGCGGCCCGCAACGUGCCCGUGGGCUUUGGGGAGAGCUGGAAGAAGCACCUCAGCGGGGAGUUCGGGAAACCGUAUUUUAUCAAGCUAAUGGGAUUUGUUGCAGAAGAAAGAAAGCAUUACACGGUUUAUCCACCCCAACACCAAGUCUUCACCUGGACCCAGAUGUGUGACAUAAGAGAUGUGAAGGUUGUCAUCCUGGGACAGGAUCCAUAUCAUGGACCUAAUCAAGCUCAUGGGCUCUGCUUCAGUGUUCAAAGGCCUGUUCCGCCUCCGCCCAGUUUGGAGAACAUUUAUAAAGAGCUGUCUACAGACAUAGAGGGUUUUGUCCAUCCUGGCCAUGGAGAUUUAUCUGGGUGGGCCAAGCAAGGUGUUCUGCUACUCAACGCUGUCCUCACGGUUCGGGCACAUCAGGCCAACUCUCAUAAGGAGAGAGGCUGGGAGCAAUUCACCGAUGCAGUUGUGUCCUGGCUAAAUCAGAACACGAAUGGCCUUGUAUUCUUGCUCUGGGGCUCUUAUGCUCAGAAGAAGGGCAGUGCCAUUGAUAGGAAGCGGCACCAUGUCCUACAGACGGCUCAUCCCUCCCCGUUGUCAGUGUAUAGAGGGUUCUUUGGAUGUAGACACUUUUCUAAGACUAAUGAGCUGCUGCGGAAGUCUGGCAAGAAGCCCAUCGACUGGAAGGAGCUGUGAUCAGCAGCUGAGGGGUGGCCUGUCUCCACUGGUUUCUUUUGAGAAGCUACUGUUAACGUUUUUGUCAGUUACGAAGUUCCAUUGAAAAUUUUCCUGUUAUUUCUUAGGUACUCUGCAUAAGGAGGAAAAGUUUCCAAAAAGCAGCCACGAACAGGCUGCCCAGGAAUGGCAGCUGUAUUCAGCCACAAACAGCAAAGGCUACCUUUUGACCAAAUGUCUUUCUCUGCAACAUGGCUUCAGCCUAAAGUACGCCAACUUGUCAGAAGACAGAUGAGGUCAAAUACUCAGUUGGCUGUCUUUGUCUCCCUUGCCUUUUACGGUGGACGGGAGAUGUGCACCUUUUAGGCACAGUCCUAGUUUGGUGCCUGCUGUUCGUAGUUUUGCCUGUUUUAGUGACAGGUGUUGGGGUGUUAUUGCUUAGAAAGGUCCUCUUGUCUCAGCCCUGCAGGGCAAGCAUGCCAGUCUUUGCCUGUUCCACUGCCCCCUUGAUCUUUGAAGGAGUCUUCGGGCCCCUCAAAGCAUAGGGAUGUUUUGCAAGUUUCCAGAAUCUGGCCCAGAAAUUAGGGCUCAAUUUCCUGAUUGUAGUAGAGGAAGAUGCUAGGAUUGCUGUGAGCCCUCAGUAAGCUGGGCCUUGUCCCUUGAGUGUUGGUGGAAUAAGCAGUGGAAUUUGAACAAGGAAGAGAAGAAGGAAUUUUGUCUUUAUGGGGUCGGGAUGAUUUUCUCCUCAGGUUAUCUCGAGUUGGGGUUUUUAGGGCACCACGGACUGUCAAGUGCUGUUUUCUUACCAACUGAAAUCACUUUGGGAUAUUUUUUUCUGCAAUACUGAAAUGUUUUAGUUUUUUAAGAAGUGCUC